AUGUCGGCUUCAUCACCUCAGUCCAUUGCAUCCCCUGGAGCUGGCACACCUGUCGCUUCACAGUCAGGAACCAGGCAUCGUGCCAUCUCAGCUGCACCAAGUCCUGCUGCCUCACCAGCCACAUCGGGUCCCCACAGCCACAGGACGCCACUCUCCAUUAAGCCGAGUGCGAAGCCACCUCCACCCACACAACCUCAGCAGCGCACUGCUCUUCCUUCCAUCAACAAGAUGGCCAUGUCGUCCGUAAUCAGUCCCCAGCCGGCUCCGCCGGAGCCUCCCAAGGUGUCUAUGACUUCUAAAGAAUGGGUGAUCCCUCCAAGGCCCAAGCCUGGCAGGAAGCCCGCUACCGAUACACCACCCACUAAGCGCAAGGCUCAAAACCGCGCAGCUCAGAGGGCCUUCCGGGAGAGGAGGGCUGCUCGUGUUGGAGAGCUUGAGGAACAACUUGAUCAGCAACGUGAGGCCCAGGAGAAACAUGAAUCAGAACUCAAGGACAAGAUACACGAGCUUGAACUUGAUGUCCAAUCCUUCCGAUCUAGAUGCAUGCUACUUGAAAACAUGCUGGAGCGGGAGAGACAGGACCGUAUCAGAGUCGAGACAGAAGCCGAGACCCUCAAACGUCGUCUAGAUGAAGGUGUCUUUAACUCAAAUUUUCAAUCCCGAAGCAUGAGUUCUCAGCACCCGUUUGAAGGACUUCACAGUCCCACCAGCCAGGGACCAAGACACAGCCUUCCUGAUGCACGACCUGAUCGUCAAUCAGGCCACUCCUUUUCCAUCUCCCAAAUCAUCUCUCCCCCAGAAACCCUCGACAUGAGCGCGUCCAAUGAUACUGAGACAGCCAUAACUUGUGGCAACUGUUCUCCAAAUGGACCCUGUGCAUGUGCCGAGGAGGUAUUGAACUCAGCGGCCAACGGCUGCGGCAAGUGCACUCUUACAUCAAAUUGCCAAUGUCUCGACGAAGUAGCUGAGGCUCUUGAUCGGUCUCAAGAGCUGAAGCGUCCUGCCUCACCAUCGGCCAACGUAUCUACUGAGAAGAGGCAUCGGUCUAAUGCUGACGCCGAGACUGACUUCACAGCCAUGUUCUCCCGCAAGACUCAAGAGGCCUUUUCUACUCCCUCUCAACUCCCUUCCAUGGACUCUAUGCCUUUCAGAGAUGGCUGCGGCUUCUGCAAGGAUGGAACUUACUGCGUCUGCGCUGAUACCGCCCUCGCGACUCCUGCCAUGACUCCUAAUGAUACUCUUCCUCCCAUCUCUCAGCAGGUCCAGACCCCACCUCCUGAAGAUACUGAUCUCCCUAUUCUCGCUAUGGAGAUGACGGCCGACGGUGCUGUCAAGCUUCCUCCUCGCCGUCCCCAGGCUCAAUCGACUGAGCGUCGUGGCUGUGGUCCCAACGGGCCUGGUACUUGUGCUCAGUGUCAGGCCGAUCCAAAGUCUGGACUCUUCUGCCGCCUAAUGGCCGCCAACUUGAACCGUAAGGAUGGUAGCUCUGGUGGCUGCUGUGGUGGCAAGGGUGCUGGUGGCGGCUGCUGUAAGACCCAGAAGCCACCACAACCAGAGAAGAUCAAUCUCCCAAGUCUACCAAGCCUGGGCUUGAGUUGCGCCGAGGCAUACCAGACACUAUCCAGUCAUCGCAACUUUUCAAAGGCGGCGGAUGAUAUUGGCUCUUGGUUGCCUAAGCUCAAGGCCACACCUAGACCUGGUACUCGGCCAGCACCACCUGGCGCAAUGAUGCCAAUUGAGGUUGAAGCAGCAAGUAUAAUGAGCGUUCUGAAGGAUUUUGAUAUUCGGUUUGGGAGGGGAAUUUAA
This is a messenger RNA of Fusarium mangiferae, 1806 nucleotides long. RefSeq lists its product as uncharacterized. NCBI's taxonomy places the organism in Eukaryota, Fungi, Ascomycota, Sordariomycetes, Hypocreales, Nectriaceae. The record is from RefSeq and is a predicted model, not a curated record. Gene Ontology annotation, cellular component: nucleus; RNA polymerase II transcription regulator complex. The transcript has a single exon. Gene Ontology annotation, molecular function: DNA-binding transcription activator activity, RNA polymerase II-specific; transcription cis-regulatory region binding. The coding region runs from base 1 to 1806 and encodes 601 amino acids.